Messenger RNA from Danaus chrysippus (African queen), 1323 nucleotides. The record is from the annotation of a GenBank genome assembly. Lineage: Eukaryota; Metazoa; Arthropoda; Insecta; Lepidoptera; Nymphalidae.
AUGAAAGGAAAAAAUUUGGAUGAAACGCAAAGUUUCUCCUGGGUCGAUUAUAUCGUUUUCGUGUUCAUGUUAGCUAUAAGUGGUUUGGUUGGAAUCUAUUGGGGAUUUUUUAAAAAGCAGACAACACAGAAUGAUUAUCUUCUCGGUGGCAGAAAUAUGAAAGUGGUUCCAGUUGCUAUGUCCUUAGUGGCUAGCUUCGUUUCGGGAAUAACCUUACUCGGUUCUCCGACGGAGGUGUAUAUGUAUGGAACCCAGUAUUCCUAUAUCUUGGGUGGAAUAAUUCUUAUGACCAUCGUUAUGACUCAAGUAUACCUACCAGUGUUUCAUGAACUCAAGAUCACUUCAAAUUAUGAGGGUGGUCUUCAAGCAGUUGUUUGGACGGAUGUAAUUCAGAUAACAGCUAUGGUUGGGGCCAUGGCAUUGGUGGCAGUUAAAGGAACAAUUGAUGUCGGCGGUGUGGGAGUUCUGUGGCAGCGAAAUUUGGAGAGCGGAAGAAUUGAGACACCGAACUGGGAUCUUCGACCGACAGCUCGACACACUAUAUGGAACUUAUUUAUUGGAGGUUUUGUUUACUGGUUACAAGCGAAUGCAGUCCACCAGACAAUGGUGCAACGAUAUUUAGCUUUACCAACCAUACGAGAUGCCAAAUGGGCAGUAUUUCUAUUCUGCAUUGGGAUAUCAACUCUCUAUUGCUUCUGUUUAUAUUGUGGUCUUCUGAUUUACGCCCGUUUCCACGACUGCGAUCCGUUACAAACAAAAUUAGCAAAGGCGAAAGACCAAUUAUUACCGUUAUUAGUGAUGGACGUUCUUGGAGACAUUCCUGGAUUAGCUGGAGUUUUUGUUGCCGGAAUAUUUAGUGCUGCAUUGAGUUCUUUGUCAACUAGUUUAAACUCGAUGUCAGCCGUGGUCUUGGAAGACUUUUAUAAGCCAUUCUUUAAGAAGCGUCUCUCCGAGACACAAACAAAUUUUCUUUUGAAAGGAGUUGUAAUAGUUUUGGGAAUUCUUUGUUUGGCACUUGUGUUUAUCGUCGAAAAAAUGGGAACGGUGUUGCAACUUACGAUGACUUUAGAAGCAAUAACUAUGGGUCCACAACUUGGUGUUUUUACAAUGGGGAUUCUCAUUCCUUUUGUUGAUGCUACGGGUGCUUUAGUGGGAGGAAUUACUGGGGUUGCGGCUAUGGCAUGGUGGUGUCUGUCAGCCCAAAUGGCUAUAGCAAGGGGAUAUAUAUCGCACCCACAUAAACCACUCACCACUGAAGGCUGUUCCUACAAUUUCACUCGAGUGGAAACAGUUGUUACUGAGAGCCAGUUUGUAUUACCAUAA